AUGCCCCCACCCAGAAUAUUGGAACUUUGCAACCAAGACAGCAUGUACGGAAGAGUUCCUCUUGCGCUGUUGCUACUGGCAACCACAGCCAGUGCUGUACCCUGGUGGUAUGCCGACAUGAAGCCUCCAAUAGAAAGUCCCACCAACCAAGCUAGCAACCCGGGAGCUCAACCUAGCAACAACAACAACAAUAACAAAGGAUAUGGCUUCUUCUUUACCGCGCAGGCGCUAAGGCAGCGACCGGACGUCCGGUCAGUGAGAGAGGACAUAGAAGUCCAUGCCACACAGUGCUUAAACCAUCCAGCAUAUUACAGAGACAGAUGGGGUCUUGACAGUCUUGACGGGGUGGCAAACGACGACCAAUUUCGUAUUGAUGGUGACGGAUCUGGUGUAGAUGUUUACGUUUUGGAUACAGGUCAGUAUGACACAGCUUGGGGAAGGGGAGGGAGGACGGACAGACAGACGUGUGAAAAGCUCAGAAUCAAGACCAGUUUUUCUUCACAAGGUAUAAGGCGUGGACACAUCGCCUUUGAUGGUUACCACAGCCCGAGCACAGACCGAGUGGACUCCCUUCACUUCGACAGCUACGGCGGGGACGGGUCAGACGACAACUAUCACGGAACGAUGGUGGCCGGAUUUGUAGGCGCAAAUAUCUGGGGAGUAGCGAAGGAAGCUACACUUAUACCAGUAAAGGUUCUCAAUCGAUAUGGCAGCGGCUACAUGUCAGACAUAUUAGCCGGGCUAAAUUGGAUUCUCGAGCAAGUAGGGCCUACGGGGAGAAAUCGCCCCUCGGUCAUCAACAUGUCUUUAGGAGCGUCAAACCCGGGUCCCAGUUAUUUUGAUGGUCCUAUAGACGCUCUACGAGACAUGGGUGUCCUCACAGUGGUGGCAGCGGGGAACGAGGGGGUAGACGCUUGCUUAAGCGAUCCGGCUAAGGUGCCCUCCGCCAUAACCGUCGGCGCAGUGGACAAAUACAAUCACCUAGCCUCGUUUUCGAACACUGGAUCCUGUCUCGACAUCUUCGCCCCGGGGGUGUUGGGAUCAGGGACGUCAUACUCUGCACCACUUGUUGCUGGAGUCAUAGCCGCCUAUAUUUCAACGCUGUCUUCCACGCCUUUCACUGCGGCGUUUGCAAAUGAUGUAGAGGGUUAUAUCCUAACCAACGCCGCUCCUCUACUACAGGGCGGGUCACCUUCCUAUACUAAUAUGCUGCUUCGUACUCUCUGUACAUAG
Lingula anatina is the source of this 1233-nucleotide messenger RNA. RefSeq lists its product as uncharacterized. Gene Ontology annotation, biological process: proteolysis. The record is from RefSeq and is a predicted model, not a curated record. Gene Ontology annotation, molecular function: serine-type endopeptidase activity. NCBI's taxonomy places the organism in Eukaryota, Metazoa, Brachiopoda, Lingulata, Lingulida, Lingulidae.